ACAGCCAGGUCCAUCCGGGGCCGGGUAGGGAAGGAUGUGGGGUGCUGGAGGUGGUCGGGGCUAGGUCCCUUCCCUGUUCCCCGUUCCUCGCGAGCGGCGGGCAGGAGGAGCCGCCCGGGGCUCGCACUGCGUCGGCCCGGGAGUCUUGGCUGAGUGUGGAGUUUGCAGUCCGGAGAAGCCUCCGAGGGUGCUGAGACAGGAAGGCUCAGCGUGGGGGUUUCUGGGGCGCAUAGAUAGAUAUAUGGGGGAGCAGUUCGGAAUUGCAAGAACCUGACAGGUGACCCGCUAGGAAGGAGGGGUGCAGGAGAGGGGGGGUCCCUUGGGUUGCAUCGCAUGACUUGAUAGGAGGCUAUUAUAGGGGGCUCAAAAAAUCGGCUGGAGGGGAUCGGACAGCUUAUGGGGAGUCCUGAAGAGUUCCCGGAAAAGGCAUUUGUAGGAUCUCCUUUAAUGCUCCUCUCGGGGCUUUAAAACGUUCUCAGUCUUCUGUAGCACAGGUUUUUAAAGGGCUUUUUGUGGGAUAUCCAGGAAGGGAGCUGGGUAGGUAGGUGGGUAUCAUCUGAGAGAAGCGGGUUUCUGUAGGAUCUGAAGGGUAUUUUUAAGGGUGGGGAGAGAGAGGAGUCUUCCGAAAGGGUCUGUGGAAAUCUCAGGGGAAUUGCGGGUGCCUAAAAGGCCCCCAUAGGAAGCUUAGAGCCAUGGCCACCCGGCGUUUAACAGACGCAUUCUUGUUGUUGCGGAACAACGCGAUCCAAAGCCGGCAGCUGCUGGCUGAGCAAGUGAGUAGUUACAGCUCCUCCAGCCCUCUGACUUCACGUAGCAUGGCUGCUGCGCUUGCAGAUGAUCGCAUGGCAUUGGUAUCCGGGAUCAGCUUAGAUCCUGAAGCAGCUAUCUAUGUAACGAAGAGGCUGCCUCCAAAGUGGAUUGAUGGAAUAGAAGAAAUUCGGUAUGAGUUAUCCAGGAUAAAACAGAAGAUGAAAGAAUUAGCCAGUCUUCAUGACAAGCAUUUAAACAGACCAACUCUAGAUGACAGCAGUGAAGAAGAACAUGCAAUAGAAAUAACUACGCAAGAAAUUACACAGCUAUUCCACAGGUGUCAGAGGGCGGUCCAGACAUUACAUAGCAAGUCUCGGAGCUGUACGGACCAAGAGCGGCGGCUUCUGAAGAACGUCGUGUCUUCCUUGGCCCAGUCCCUUCAAGACCUGUCCACCAGCUUUAGGCAUGGGCAGUCUGACUAUCUUAAACGUAUGAAGAAUAGAGAAGAAAGAUCAAAACAUUUCUUUGACACUUCCGUCCCACUUAUGGAUGAUGGUGAGGACACUACACUCUAUGAUCGGGGCUUUACAGAUGACCAGUUAGUAUUAGUGGAACAGAACACGGUAUUGGUGGAAGAGCGGGAGCGAGAAAUCCGGCAAGUUAUACAGUCCAUUUCUGAUCUCAAUGAAAUUUUUAGGGACUUAGGAACAAUGAUCGUAGAACAGGGUACAGUUUUGGACAGGAUUGACUACAAUGUUGAACAAUCAUGUAUUAAAACAGACGAAGGAUUGCAACAACUACAUAAGGCUGAGCAAUAUCAAAAGAAGAAUCGGAAGAUGCUUGUCAUUUUAAUUUUGUUUGUUAUAGUAAUUGUCCUUAUUAUUGCUCUCAUUGCUGUAAAAUUCCGCUAGUCAAUACUCCAAUGAUGUUUUCCUUCCUGUAUGUAUGUACGUUUUGGGAGGUGGAGGUAGCAUUUUGUGUGUGUUUUUGCUCUUUUUGUUUCUGAUAUGAAUGGUUGAGCCUGCACAUUUGAAAGCUGCCUUUUGAAUGAAUGUAUAAGCCCUAGUGGUGCAAAGUCUGUGCAAUGUUCUUUGAGAAACUCCUUUCCAUUUUAAAUUCUCAGUGAACGUGGGAAUAAGUUGCAAAAAAUAUUAGGUUUCUAAUAGAUACUACUAAAUCGGAUAUCUGAUUAUUUAUUCAGGCAGUUGAAACACUAAAAAGGCAUAUUUUCUUAAGUUAAGGACAAACUGUUUCAGAAAGUUUAGUAACUACUUUCACUGUAUUGAGAAUCUGAUGCUGUUAGCUGCCAUCUCUUGUGCAAUGGUUAAUCUUGUACCUUGUGAACUGUCUAGGUUUUCAUUUUGAUGUGAUACCAAAAAUUACGUUUUGGAGGAAAAAUGCCUUAAAGAUAGAAAUGGUUUGAUCUCACCUAGCUUUCCUCCAGAUUUAAUAUUAGUGUAGUCUCAUAGAGGUGAAACCUUUUUUUAAAAAAAAUGGCAGAUAAUUCACACCCUUUGAUUUCAUACCGUUACUGAUUUCUCCACUGCAGUAUUUAGCAGCGUAAAUAUAGCACCCCAUCCACAAUCAGUGCUAUAAAUUUUAAAUGAUUUCCUAUGUUUUAACUAAUCAGAAAUGUUUUCUCUCCCAUUACACACACAAACACACCCUUCCUCCGAAUUGAUCAUGCACUGUUUUUUUAUUGGCAUGUAUCUAGAAACACAGAUAUAUUUAGCCCACAUUUGAAAGGAAGGUCUUUGUUCUUCCUCCUUCUCUUCCUCCGGCUCCCAAAUCUAUAUCCAUAUAAGAAUCAAUUGUGGCACAUUUCAUCCUCUGCUUCCAGAUACUGAACUGGAAAAGGUGUGUUGGUAUCUCAUACAUGUUAUCUAAAUUGGAUUAAAUAAUGUAAUUGAUUUGUGUAUCAGAAUCAUAGGUCUAAAUAGAUGAAGUUUUGUCCUCUGCUGUCUGGCUGCAGAGAGGGCCCAAGAGAAACUUGGGACACUGUUCUGCUGUGAUUAAGUGCUAUACUACUGGUUACUGUACAUCAGGAUUCCUUGGCUCCUUUAAUGCAGCAGAUGACUCUACUGAGGGAUCAUUUUCAUUGGUAAAAUACUAGCAGUUUAAUUGGAUCCUAAAAGUGCUGUACAUUUUUAGGGGCCUUGCUUCAUUCCUUAAAAAAAACAAAAAUCAUGUAUUUAUUUAAUUGUGGUGUCGUGUCUCUGUUGUGACUUAUCGGCACAGCUUGCCAGCGUUUUGCUGUCACCUUGUGCCCUCAGCCAGUCGGUAAUGUAAUAAUUGUAAAGUCGUCUGUGCGCGCUCUCUCUCUCUCUUUCCACCCAGCUUUCCUCCUCUCAUCCAGCUCUUUGCACCAUUCAGAUUUUUUUUGGUAGAACAACAGUCAUGGAAACAAUAAAAACAUUCCUGCCUUAGUUCAGCUCAGGUUUAGGGUUGCUACUUAGAGACAGAGGGAAGACUCCCAUCAGGGUCAUCUCCUACAAAAACUCCUCUGAGCCAGUGUAGGGUAGUGGUUAGAGUAUUGGACUGGGGCUCAGGAGAACUGGGUUCUAGUCCCCCACUUGGCCAUGAAGCUCACUGGGUGACUGUGGGCCGGUCCCUGACUCUCAGCCUAACUUACCUUACAGGGUUGUUGUGAGGGUAAAAUGGAGAAGAGAAGGCCCAUUUAAGUUGCCUUGGGUUUCUUGUAAAAGGAAAAAAGGAAGGAUGUAAAUGUAAUAAUAAAUAAUUUUUAAAAUAAUGAAUAGGAAUGAUGCAGGAGCACUGUGGUCUGGGACUGCUCCCAUUUCGUUUCAGUGGGGCUUGUGCAGGAGAUUUUCCUGGUGUGUUAUGCUCAAAGGCUAGCACAUUAGAUCUAUUUCCUGUUUACAGAACCUCAUAGAAGGCUGUAUAAUGCUUGACAAGGCAGUGUGUUGUUGCUAUAUGGAGUCAUGAAUUUCAAUCGCUUUGGAUUAUUUACCUGCCCAGAAGUGUCCGCUGUAUUAAUUGAAGCAGGGCCACGAAAGAGGAUAUUUGUCCCUGUUUCCUUAAGCACGAUGCACAAUUUAAGAAUGACCUCCCUGCCCCCUUGACAAAGUUGUGUUGACUUCUGGCUUAGUUUUUUUCCCGUAGUUCGCUGUUUGUGUCCAAAGACAAUGAAUUUCUGCUAGACUUUUUUCAAACUACUAGCACCAGUUGUCUUGGGUGCCAUCCUAGUUGUCUUGAAUUUGCAGCUUACAAAUAAAACAAAAGAUUCACCACACACAGAAAAUUAGAUAUUGGGAGGGAAGAUAGACUAGAACAUAAGAAGAGCCAUUCUGGAUCAGACUAAGGGUCCAUCUAUUCCAGCAUUCUGUUCACACAGUGGCCAACCAGCUGCCCACAGGAAAGCCACAAGCAGGACAUGAGUGCAGCAGCACCCUCCCACCCAUGUUCCCCAUCAAGUGCUGUACAUAGGCUUACUGCCUCUGAUUACUGGAAGUAGCAUAGAGGCAUCAGGACUAAUAGCCAUUGAUUGCCUUAUCCUCCAUGAAUUUUUCUAAUCCCUUUUUAAAGCCAUCCAAAUUGGUGGCCAUCACUACAUAGUAGCAAUGUUCCUAGUACUAAAUUAGUAUGAUAGCAUGUUCCUCUUAGUAAAUUAGUUUUGGAGCCCAGUAUUGCCAUCUUCUUCUGUGGAAGAGUCUGCCCCAUUUAGGUUUUCUAGUAUGAUUGACACUAUGCCCUAGAUCUCUUCUCUCUGACAUAGUUUUCUGUGUGAAGGAAGAACACUCCAUCAUGUGAGCCCCAGAUAAAUUGCUAUGGGCCAUACACAGAUUUCUUGGAGAGAAUUUGAUUUGAAUUGCGCAACACACUGCAAGAAGAACUAAUCUCUAGUAAAAUAGUUUCGUUUUCUCUUUCUCCCCUUUUUUAUUCUGUCUUGUGUUAAAAUUUGACAUGAAGAUGUUCAAAUUGUUUAUCAAUAAACAAUUACCAAAUUCAAAGAAAGCUAGAAAUGAAGUGCACUAGAACACAUCUAGUGUCUACAUAAUGCCUGUGUUGGUAAGAUUAUUAUUUAUUUAGAACUGUCAGUGUGCACAGUGCUUUACAGCACAAUCAUAGAAUCAUAGAAUAGCAGAGUUGGAAGGGGCCUACAAGGCCAUCGAGUCCAACCCCCUGCUCUAUGCAGGAAUCCACCCUAAAGCAUCCCUGACAGAUGGUUGUCCAGCUGCCUCUUGAAUGCCCCUAGUGUGGGAGAGCCCACAAUCAUGUUUCUCCUCCAAAGAGCUUAUACUCUGAAGUUUGACAGUGGGGAGUGGGCUAACCAUAAAUGAACGUAAACCAAUAUUGUUUCAUGUACUUAAGACUCAUAAUUGUUAGGAUGAAGGCAAGGGAUGGGAGAAGGGUGUUCUUGUUACUUCCAAUCUCAGACAGAAGGCCAGAAAUUGCUGAAACGUUCCUUAGACCCAAACUUUUAAUUGAGAUUUCCAGUGGGGCAGAUGGAAUAAUGAAUGUUUAAAGAUUGCUGAGGCUCUUCCUAACUGCAACAGGGUUAGCAUUCUUAUUAAUUCCUUUAAUUGAUCACCGCUCUGCCCUCUUUUUCUGCCUUGUUGGCAUGAUCCCAACAGGGCUUUGAAUAAGGACGUCCUUUUGCCUUCAGAUCGUCCAUCUGUAGGAUAGUUCUGUAAAUCUAUUUAAUGGUGUUAUUCUCAAAAAGCCCUAUGAGGGGAAUGUUGAUGCAAACCAGUAUUUUAAUAUACCCUGGACUGCAAAUUGAGUCCUAUUUCAUUGUGCAAUUACAAAGUGUAGCAUCUGGGCACUUGGUUUUGCAUUUUGAGAAUUAAUUUUAAAGCAACUUUCCUACCCACUUAGUUGCAAAACAAAGUCAAGAUAACAGGAGCCAGAAUCUUCUAAAAGCUUUUUUGUAUAUCAUUCCUGGUCAAAAAUGGGAGAAUAAAUUAUACAAAGAAAACAGAUGCAAAUGUUGCUUAUUGUCCUGUUCAUAUAUAUUAAGCACCUACAACUGGAAUGAGCGCCUAUAAAGAUUAAAAAUGGACAGCCCUUACUAGCAGAAAAGGCACGAGAGAGAGAGAGAGAGAGAGGGGCGGGGGGGGGGGGAAAUAGAAGAAUAUAGAAGCAAAUCAUAUGGGAAAGUCUUGAGCAAAAAGAUGAAUCUUUAAAAUGUUUCUUUAAUGACGGUUAUGGAUGGCGGGGAGAUGAGGACAUUCAAAUGCUAAGGAAAUGUCAUACAAACAUUUUUCUGGGUUCAAAAUUCAAUAGUGUGUACGGGUUUAUGUUUUCAUGCAAACCCUGUGUAGUCGUGUCCAUGGGACAAUACAAUAAAAUCCAUCUUCUGACUACUUGGCAAAAUAGCUUUACAAGGCUGUUGAAGAAACACUUAUGAGGUUCCAUUUGUAUAUUGUACUUUACCCAUUUAUAAGUGUCUAGCGUAUGUGUUUUCUGAAAGUGAAUACAAAUCCGCAAUUGCUCUGAGAACCAUUAACCUGAUUAGAACCAUCUUAAUUUUUGAGAAGGAUGCAGUGUAAAAUAUGUACAUUCCAAAGGAGUUUGGAUGCUUGAGAUCCCAUCUAUUCAUCAGUCAUAGUUUUGUGUAAGACUACUGUUAUUUUAAAAGGAAUAAUAAAAGCUUAUUUUAAAUUA
This is a messenger RNA of Elgaria multicarinata webbii, 6378 nucleotides long. RefSeq names its product syntaxin 16 (gene STX16). The record is from RefSeq and is a predicted model, not a curated record. Gene Ontology annotation, cellular component: SNARE complex; membrane; endomembrane system. Lineage: Eukaryota; Metazoa; Chordata; Lepidosauria; Squamata; Anguidae. Gene Ontology annotation, biological process: vesicle fusion; vesicle-mediated transport; intracellular protein transport. The coding region runs from base 693 to 1661 and encodes 322 amino acids. The transcript has 8 exons. Gene Ontology annotation, molecular function: SNARE binding; SNAP receptor activity.